UUCUUACUUCUUUCACGAUUUUUACUACGAAUUUCAACAUCAUGCCUAACCCUGUGACUUUCGAUACGAGCCUCGAAGAAGUUGACGAAAUAUUGGAUGACGCUAACUUAAUCGACUCGAACGAAGUGAACUCAACAUCCAACCGACGAAAUGCGCCGUUGAAAUCCUUAUGUCCAGGCAUUUUCAAUUCCGGAGACAUCUAUCGUCACUACCCCGAGGAAAAAGUUUUCAUGCUGGGAGAAGAAGGAUCUGGCCUAACAUCGAGAAGAGAGAUUCAAGAUUUUCAUCGAAUAAAGCAAGAACAUUUAAGUAAAAAUGAGUUAUUCGUAGACUCAACAUUUUCGAAACCACGUUCGGUUCGGAUAAGUAAACUGUCGAAAACGUAUAUUAAAGAUAUCGAAUGGAAACGCCCGAAGGAAUUAUCGGAUGAUCCAAAGUUUUACAUCGAAGGAGGUUCACGAUUUGAUAUAAAACAGGCGCGUUUUGGCGACUGCUGGCUUUUGGCAAGCAUUUCCAGUUUGGCGAUGCAUCUUGACGUAUUGAACCAAGUUGUACCGAAAGAGCAAAGCUUCGAAGACAAAGAAUACGCUGGAAUAUUCCACUUCAGAUUUUGGCAGUACGGAAGGUGGAUCGACGUCGUGAUAGACGAUUUUCUACCUACGAAAGAUGGAGAAUUGGUGUCUGCACAUUCGUCUACGGCAAACGAGUUCUGGAGUCCUCUACUCGUCAAGGCUUACGCCAAACUUUACGGUUCCUGGAAUGUUAUUGCAGGGGGUCGUGCUUCCGAAGCUAUGCAAGAUUUCACUGGAGGCAUAAUCCGCAUGUAUAAGGCAGACGAAUCAUUGGACUUGUUCAACAUUUUACUAAAAGAUCAGCGACAGAACGCGUUCAUGAGCUGCGCCAUGCAAGAGACAUGUGAAAGCUUUGGAAUAUUUUGUCGCCACGCGUACAGUAUCACAAAAGUCUGUGAAUUCGAUAAUUUCCGGCUGUUGAGACUGAGAAACCCGUGGGGUAACGAACAAGAAUGGACUGGCGCGUGGAGCGACAAUUCACCAGAAUGGAAGUGCAUUCCUGAGUCCAACAAAAAAACGCUGGGUUUGAAGAUCGACGAUGACGGUGAGUUCUGGAUGUCGUUCGAAGAUUUCCAAGGUUUUUUUAGGGACAUUGAAGUCUGCUAUCUGAACCCUGUUUCUUCGACGGAUACGAAUAGCAAGAAGAAAUGGCAAACAUAUGCGUUUGAAGGCAAAUGGGUGCGUGGAGUGACUGCUGGCGGAGACGGAACAUCCUUGGGAACGUUUCACCAGAAUCCUCAGUAUUUUAUAACUGUCGAUUCUCCAGGCGAAACCAGUGACCAGUGUACGGUGAUAGUGGCCUUGAUGCAAAAACAUCGAAGGGCUAAGAAUGAAGAAAGUCCUUCUCUCAACUUUGCCAUUUACCCGUUGGAUGGAAAUGGUGAUGUACCGAAACCAUUGACAACAGAUUAUUUCGCUUCCAAUUCGCGCGUUGGUGAAGACUCGUCCUGGACAACUCAACUUCCACGAGAAUUCACUAGUCGCAUCGAAUUGUCACCUGGAUCAUACUGCAUCGUUCCUUAUACCACCAAGCCUCAUGACGAAGGAGAAUUCUUGCUCAGGGUAUUCUGUGAUGUACCAGCUAGUAUGGCAGAGCACGAUGAAGAAAUCGGCUAUGGUGAUGAAGGGACAAUGGUACGUGACCAUGGAUUGUCCGACGAGGGUGAGAAAUCAUUGUCUGCUGUCUUUAAAAAAGUCUCACAAGGUAAAUUGGAAAUAAACUGGAAACAGCUGCAGAAAAUGUUGCGGAAGGAUCCGAGGGAAGAUUUCAACGAGAAUACGUGUCGCAAUAUGGUGAUUUUGAUGGUUGAACUUUAUACGGGAAAAUUUGGAUUUGAAGAGUAUAAAGCGUUACGGAUGAACAUCAAAAAGUGGAAGGAUGUGUUCAACGCGUACGACGCAGAUGGCUUAGGCUACCUUAGAACUUCUGAGUUAAAAGGGGCUUUGAAUAGCGCCGGAUACAAAGUGAAUAAACGAGUCUUGAUCGAACUUGUACAUCGUAACCAAGAAAACCCUGGAAAGAUUACCUUUUGCGAAUUUGUAAUAUGCGCAUUAGAACUCAAGACAAUGAUCGAAAAAUUUCAGAAGGUCUCUUAAGUCACGGUGAAAUCUGGGUGCAACGGAUGGUCAACCUUUGCGAGAGACGAAACGACUCGGUCUUCCGGACAAACAUCUUUCAACAUCUUCUUACCGAAGUAAAGACCAAGUUAAAUUCCAACUAUCACAAAUUUAGUUGCACCGUUGAUAAUGUUUCACCUGGCACAACCCUUGCUCGAUGUGUAAUGUAUAAGGUUUUGUGUUCUCAGUUUAAGAUUUUUUCGAACAGGUAAACUAAUCACCGUUUAAACUAUAUACGAAUUGAAUAUAUACGACAUUUAAAUGAAAUUACAUGUAUGAACCCUACUAAAAUCCUAAUGUCUAGUACAAAUACGUACUUUCCAACACGCCAAUGAGAUGUUAAACAAUUUCAAGCCCUGAAGCAAAAUUGUUUUUGUCUGGAUCUUUAAUUCGUCGCUAAGAUAAGAAAUUGUCAGAAUAGAAAUAAUUGUACUCGAGAUGUCGUGACUUUUCGAAUUCGAAUGUAAACUCGUGCACUGAACUUUUUUGAAAAACUUCGACGUCUCGGCUAAAUUUUUGUGGACUCUCUGGAAGUCUUAA
Messenger RNA from Neodiprion virginianus, 2729 nucleotides. Its product is annotated as calpain-A-like. The transcript is spliced from 15 exons. The record is from RefSeq and is a predicted model, not a curated record. Lineage: Eukaryota; Metazoa; Arthropoda; Insecta; Hymenoptera; Diprionidae. Gene Ontology annotation, biological process: proteolysis. Gene Ontology annotation, cellular component: cytoplasm. Gene Ontology annotation, molecular function: calcium ion binding; calcium-dependent cysteine-type endopeptidase activity. The coding region runs from base 42 to 2168 and encodes 708 amino acids.